Messenger RNA from Centruroides sculpturatus (bark scorpion), 1422 nucleotides. RefSeq lists its product as uncharacterized. The record is from RefSeq and is a predicted model, not a curated record. The coding region runs from base 146 to 526 and encodes 126 amino acids. The transcript is spliced from 2 exons. Lineage: Eukaryota; Metazoa; Arthropoda; Arachnida; Scorpiones; Buthidae.
UAUUGUUAAUAUAAUGAACGUGGGCUUCUAUUCUUAUUGUAAUACUUAUUUUAGCUCUAAUAUUAACUGCAGAAUAUUGUCUUAAUUCUGUGUCAUAAGUAAAUCGGAGACUACAGAAUUAUCAAGCCAACAAAUCAUUUUAAGAAUGGAACAUAAUAAUAAUAAAGGUUACAGUUAUUUGGAUGGAUUCGUUGAUAAUAUGCAAUUCGAAUUUUGUAAUCGAGUAGCAGAAAUAAAUAAUGAAAUAGGACGAAUACAAGGACAAGUCGUUUAUAGAGAAAGAGAAUUAAAUCUAACUUCACCAAUUUGUACAAAUCAUAAUAUAACUUCUCAAAAUCAAGACAGUAACGCUGAGAUAAAGUCUAAUUUUAUUGACACAGAUACAAUCGAUAAGAAGAUAAUCCUCCUUGAAAAUAAUAGUAAUGGAAUUUAUCUAAAUCUAAGGCUUGAUAUUAGCCAAUACGAUCCUAAAGGAAUUUUAAUAAAUCCCAUUAAUAAUCAAAUAAAAAACACGAAGACAAAAUAAAACUUUAAUUCAUUCUCGCUUGGAAAUUGUUAAAAAUGGCGGUUUGAAACACUCAUUCUACUACGUCACAAGAUCGGUUGUGACGUCAAGUUCAGGCCUGAUAGAUAUUUAGGUGGCCAUGGUUCAGCCCUCCACAAUGGGAGCGACCGAGUGAUAGAGCACGGAGCCAUAUAUAUAAGCAGGGCCAACGAGAGCUUGUAUGGAGUCCAGGGAAGAGCGGUCCACUUUUGCCCAAUAGCAGGUCACUUUUGCUUAUUUUCGAACAAAUAAAAAGCGUUGAAUUUUUUGACAGUAACAUUAAUUUAUAGGUUUUUUUUAGCUCCACUAAAAGGGCCUCUUUUAGCAAGCCCAUUAUGGAUUCGGCCAGGACCACAAUGGGGCGCCCGGGUGGUCGAUUUAUAGGGGUAGGAAUCACCAUCUGCCACUAAGUUUCCUCCAUGUCCAAGGAAAAUUUUCAGCUUUUCGCCCACUUACCGCCAACAAAGAUUCCUGGGUUCUCUGGAGCCGUAAUCUGAUGUUUUAACCAUCUCGAUCAUUCAAUUGUCUUUUUUUUUAUGUUUAUAGUAGAAACGAAAAAUAAUUAUUUUCAUAAUUUGACAUUUUCGUUAAUUUAUUUCAGUGUUAUUAUAUUUAUAUAGGUUACAUCAUAUAUUAUUCGUAUUGAUUAGAUCUAAUGCAUAAUAAGAAUUUCAAUUGACGAAUUUUGAUUCUCUAGAGAACAGAACUAAUCAUUUCGUAUUAAUAUUAAUCGGACUAUUAUAAAGGCAGACUACAAUCAAUACAGACAACUGUAUUUUUCGAAAACUUCCAAAUUAUAUUGCUUUCUACGAUAACACAGAUUUAACCAUAUCCAGCAAAAGAAAAUAUUCUAAUGAAAACUAGUCUGAUGAGGGUAA